Molecule: messenger RNA, 700 nt
Organism: Protomyces lactucae-debilis
Lineage: Eukaryota; Fungi; Ascomycota; Taphrinomycetes; Taphrinales; Protomycetaceae
Exons: 1
Coding region: 177-647 (156 amino acids)
Source: RefSeq, a predicted model, not a curated record
UCAGGGCGCAAGCGGACCAGAUUUCCAUGUCUAUCUCUCAGCAUGGUAUCAAGAAUAUGUAAGUCGCCGUACGUGACGACGCCCAAUAAUCUACUCAACGGUUCGCAAAUGACUUCAGCAGUCGAGGCACAAGAAGUGUCUAGCAGAGGCUCAGCAGCAGGGGACCCACGACGGGAAUGAUAAGCAGGCAGGACAAGCACGACGUCACGCACAAAACAUCGCGCCACUCCAGGAGCAAAACGACGACACGCAGGCACGACCAGCGACAAGCACACCGCAACGCACAAAACACUGCGCCAUACGAUGAGCAAAACGAUGACAACGAUACAGAAGCCUCACCAUCACGUCGUGCAGUAGACUACUUCUGCUUUUGCUUCUUUCGAUUUACACUGACUACUGCAGGGCAAACGCAAUCGGCCAGUAAUCGGCCAAUGGAGUUGAAUUUCAGCAGCUUCAGGCUGCAGCAAAUGACAAGAACUACCGUGCCGCCACUGCCGACGAGACGAACCAAGCAUGGAAGCGUAGCAAACGUGCAAGACACCUUGCACAACAGCUGUGGAAAGUACAUAGUAAGCUUUCCUUGCUCUAAAGCUAUUCCUAAUUCGUUCAAAACCCUGACUCGUCACCUGCAGCUCGCUGCGUAUUAGUAAUCAGCGAUCGCCAGUCGUCACCCGUUGAUUACCGAUUUACUACGCGUCAA